Molecule: messenger RNA, 783 nt
Organism: Python bivittatus (Burmese python)
Lineage: Eukaryota; Metazoa; Chordata; Lepidosauria; Squamata; Pythonidae
Gene: GJB7
Product: gap junction protein beta 7
Biological process (GO): cell-cell signaling
Cellular component (GO): connexin complex
Molecular function (GO): gap junction channel activity
Source: RefSeq, a predicted model, not a curated record
AUGAGCUGGGGAUUCCUGCGAGAUAUUCUAAGCGGUGUAAAUAAAUACUCAACAGAAAUUGGCAGAGUCUGGCUGGCUAUUGUGUUUAUAUUUCGUCUCCUUGUCUACGUUGUAGCUGCUGAACACGUCUGGAAAGAUGAACAGAAGGAGUUUGAGUGUAACAUUAGACAACCUGGCUGUGAAAAUAUCUGCUUUGAUCAUUUCUUCCCAAUUUCCCAAGUGAGGCUUUGGGCCUUGCAACUGAUUAUGGUCUCUACCCCAUCACUUUUGGUUGUUCUCCAUGUUGCCUACCGAGAAAGCAGGGAAAAGAGACACCGAACUAAGCUGUAUAAAGACCUGAAAAGUAUUGAUGGGGGAUUGCUCUGCACCUACCUCAUCAGCCUCCUUUCCAAAACUGGAUUUGAAAUAGGUUUCCUCUACUUGUUUCACAAGAUCUAUGGAGGAUUUGACGUACCCCGCGUUGUGAAAUGUGACACACGUCCUUGUCCUAACACAGUUGAUUGCUACAUAUCCAAGCCCACUGAGAAGAAAGUUUUCCUGUACAUUGUGGUGGUGACAUCCUGUUUGUGCAUAGCCUUAAAUAUAAUUGAAUUCAGCUAUUUGAUUUUCAAAUACUCAAUCAAAUGCUGUUUCAGAAGUUACACCAAGAAGGUUCGAAACUCCAAAUGUGAACAUAAAAAAACAAAUUCUAUGGUUCACAAUGGUACCACUGUAUCUCUUGACCAAGAUUCACCCAAUAUCCAAGGGGGAGAUGAAAAAAAUGUGGGUCAUCACCAAGUAUAA